GUGGGAUACUGCGGCCCAGGCAGGCUGGUGAGGCGGCGCAAUGGCUUCAAGCAGCGGCACCGACGUGAUCCAGGUCACCAACGUCUCCCCCAGCGCCAGCUCCGAGCAGAUGCGGACGCUCUUCGGCUUCCUCGGAAAGAUCGAGGAGCUGCGCCUCUUCCCCCCCGAUGAUUCUCCUUUGCCUGUUUCAUCGCGUGUCUGUUUUGUAAAGUUCCAUGAUCCUGACUCGGCAGUUGUGGCCCAGCAUCUGACAAACACUGUAUUCGUUGACAGAGCGUUGAUAGUCGUACCAUAUGCAGAAGGAGUUAUUCCUGAUGAGACUAAGGCUUUGUCUCUCUUGGCACCAGCUAAUGCUGUGGCAGGUCUGCUGCCUGGAGGUGGACUCCUGCCCACUCCCAACCCACUUUCUCAGAUUGGUGCUGUUCCUUUAGCUGCUUUAGGAGCUCCUGCUCUUGAUCCUGCCCUAGCUGCUCUUGGGCUUCCUGGAGCUAACUUAAACUCUCAGUCUCUUGCAGCAGAUCAACUACUAAAACUUAUGAGCACAGUGGAUCCAAAGUUGAACCAUGUAGCUGCAGGUCUCGUUUCACCAAGUCUGAAAUCAGAUACCUCCAGUAAAGAAAUAGAAGAAGCUAUGAAAAGAGUACGAGAAGCACAGUCAUUAAUUUCUGCUGCUAUAGAGCCAGACAAAAAAGAUGAAAAACGAAGGCAUUCAAGGUCAAGGUCACGCUCAAGGAGGAGAAGGACACCUUCUUCAUCUAGACACAGACGGUCAAGGAGCAGAUCAAGGAGAAGGUCCCAUUCAAAAUCAAGAAGCAGGCGGCGAUCUAAAAGUCCAAGGCGAAGAAGAUCUCAUUCCAGAGAGAGAAGCAGAAGGUCUAGGAGCACAUCCAAAACCAGGGAUAAAAAGAAGGAAGAGAAAGAAAAGAAACGUUCUAAAACUCCCCCCAAAAGCUACAGCACAACUAGACGAUCAAGAAGCACAAGCAGAGAAAGACGACGUAGAAGAAGCAGGAGUGGAACACGGUCACCUAAAAAACCCAGGUCUCCUAAAAGGAAAAUGUCCCGGUCGCCAUCUCCAAGAAGGCAUAAAAAGGAAAAAAAGAAGGAUAAAGACAAGGAGAGAAGUAGAGAUGAGAGGGAGCGGUCAACAAGCAAGAAAAAAAAAAGCAAAGACAAAGAGAAGGAUCGAGAACGAAAAUCCGAGAGUGAUAAAGAUGUGAAACAGGUCACAAGGGAUUAUGACGAAGAAGAACAAGGAUAUGACAGCGAGAAGGAGAAAAAGGAAGAAAAGAAAAUGGCAGAUUCUUCCUCCCCUAAAGUAAAGGAGUCUGCUGCUGAUAAAGGAAGUGGAGAUUCAGCACGGGAAUCCAAAGUAAAUGGGGAUGAUCAUCAUGAAGAGGACAUGGAUAUGAGUGACUGAAUUUUGCCUUUGCAGUGAACACAGCUGCAGACGUGCAUCAGUGUCAUUCCUGUGUGAUUCUUUUAUGCUGUACUUGUUAAUCCUAAAUCUAGAUGUAUACAGCUCCAAGCUAUACAUGGUUUGUAAAUCUCCUGAUACUAACUCACAUCAAAAGCUUUAUAGAAAGGUAACCAUUCUUGUUACGGCCGAAAGGGAUUGCGUAGCCAAGCAAUUUUUACUAACUUGGUGAUGCUUCAAGCAAAAGUAAAAAGCUGCAUGCAUCUACAGCAGGCAUGGACUGUUUGUUGUAUGAUCUCCUUUAGUAAAUCAGCUCACUUAUGAUAGUGUUUCUAGAAUUUGAUUCAUUGCAGUAAUAGAGCAGUAUAGGGAAUGCACUGACUGCAUGUUGAUUGUGGCAGAAACAUCCUAAAUGUUCUAAAGUCCUACAACAUAUGGUGGAUCUACUUAAGGGUCUUAAGUGUGACUACACAAAAAAAAUUGACAGUACAUCUGAAAAAAAGCAUUCUGAUAUAGAUAGUUUUCUGGUUUUGUUUUUUUAAGCCACAUGGCUGGGGUUGGUUUGUUUUGUUUUGUUUUUCCCGGUGGAUUUUGUUUGGCUUUGACAAAGUUAAAAUGCACUAACCUUUUUGAGGGCUUUUUUAAAUCUGUCAGUUCAAAUCCAUCUCAGGCAAGGUGCAAUGGUUCUUAGCUUUUCUUUUUGAGCCUUGGGAAGUGAAAAUCUCUGCUUGAUCAGUGCCCAGUGAUUAAAGGUUGAUUUGUGCGGUUUUCAUAAUCCAGGUUGUUUUAUUUGUUAGAGCUAAACACAUUGCAAAAAGGUAGUGUAUUUUAAAAUUGACCUUCGUAUGCUUUUAAAAGCAAGUCUACUUGAUAAUGUACUUUUUACUUGAUCUCAAGUUGUAUAAACUAAUAAAUUUGUGUUUACUGUCACUGCAGUAGUAAUCUUAUGCACACAGUGAUUCCAUGUUAUAUGCAAAGUAGUUAGGCAAGCUGUUUUCUUAGUUACCGAAGUUCAAGAGCUUUUACUUUUGUGCAGAUAAAAAGACAAAAGUAGGCUACAGUCUGUGCCAUGUUGAUGUACAGUUUCUGAAAUUGUUUUACAAAACUUUGAUAAUAAAACCCUUAAACUUA
Messenger RNA from Haliaeetus leucocephalus (bald eagle), 2548 nucleotides. It is a transcript of the gene SRSF11, whose product is annotated as serine/arginine-rich splicing factor 11. NCBI's taxonomy places the organism in Eukaryota, Metazoa, Chordata, Aves, Accipitriformes, Accipitridae. Gene Ontology annotation, cellular component: nucleoplasm. Bases 41 to 1420 code for a protein of 459 amino acids. Gene Ontology annotation, biological process: RNA splicing. The record is from RefSeq and is a predicted model, not a curated record. Gene Ontology annotation, molecular function: RNA binding. The transcript is spliced from 13 exons.